Messenger RNA from Paramuricea clavata, 3511 nucleotides. The record is from the annotation of a GenBank genome assembly. NCBI's taxonomy places the organism in Eukaryota, Metazoa, Cnidaria, Anthozoa, Malacalcyonacea, Plexauridae.
AUGGCAAUGACGCGUUUUUGGUGCGUAAUUUUGUGGAUCAGCGUGAUUUCUGAGCUGUUGCUAUGCAGAAACGUUUGUGCGAGUCUUUGCCAUCGUGAGGAACGUUUUCGUAAACUUGAAGGUAUGAAAUACACCGAUCGAUAACACGUAAAAAUACACGAGUUGUAACAAACUUGCAGCAGACUUGUAGCAAUGUUGUUCCAACAACUUGUCAACAGGAUGUGUUCGCACUGCUUGUUCCCAGCUUGUUGACAAGCUGUCAGCAGUUUGUCUACAACUUGCUACAGAGGUUGUUGAGCUCAACAGACUUGCUACAAGUUGUUCCAAAAACUUGUAGCAACUUGAUAAGAAGACAGCAUUGUUACAACUUGUUAACAAUAUUGCUACAAGCCUGUUGUGAACACAUCUUGUUGACAAGUUGUGAGAUUUUUACGAAAACAUUUUCCCGAUCCAUGCUGGCGUUAUCGUUUUUUAUAUUAUUGUAUUAAUAUAAAAACUUUAAUACUGUUGAUAGUCAUAGAUUGUUAAUCUUGUGAGAUUGUGAUGUAUCUGUGUAUGUUGGUAUUUGUGACGCAUCCGUGACAGUCAGCCUAGACCUAGGCUUUCUAUUUUUAUUUCAUAUUUUUAAUCUUCAGCGAUUUUUCACAUGAAAAGACUGGGACUAGGUGAUUUGGGGGCGGGGCGGAGGAAGGACACAAGCCUAGGCUUGCUUCCUCCGCCCCGCCCCCAAAUCACCUAGUCCCAGUCUUUUCCUGUGAAAAAGCGCUGAAUAUUAAAAAUAUAUAAAUAAGACUAGAAGGCCUAGGUCUAGGCUGCGUGACAGUAUAUCCUACGUAUUUAAAGUAUGUUAACUGCAUGAGUAUCGUAAUCACGUGAUGUAAUAUAUUUCUAGAACUUAGGAGGACCAGAUUGGAAACAAGCAGUACCAACUAUAGCUUUAUCUGUAAAUCCUCGUCAAAUAAAAUGUUAUUAUUAUUAUCAACAUUUCAAUUUCUUGAUUACAUUCUUUAGGCCCAUUCCCAUCAGAUACUCCGAUUAAAGUUACAACAAAAAGUACAUUAACCUUCUGUUCCAUUGAAUGCCUUGAAGUCCCUGGAUGCAAAUCUAUCGCGUUUCUGACCACGACCGGUACGGACAAUUGUCAUCUUGGGCCCAAUGAAGAUGGCUUGGCUACACCUACAGAAGCUGAAGUUUACAAGUUGAGAAACUUUCCCAAAACAAUCCGGGUCAGUAUAAAGAUCGUUUUCAAUUCAAUCUACUGUCAGUAUAACCCGAUCCAAUUCAAUUCAAUUAUGCUUUAUUUAAACAAAGUAAAAUGGAGUCCCAUGAAGGUAUAAAUUAAAUAAAACAUUCAACGUUAUUUUCAUUCCAGGGUUGUGCUUCAUCCCCUUGCAAAAAUGGGGGUACAUGUGAGGAUCUGUGUGAACAAGCUCCUUACUAUCUGUGUCGAUGCCCUGCGGACAAACAGGGUUAUGACUGUAAAUGGGACAUCAGUAAGUGUUGCCAGAUAUAGCUUUCAUGUUACGAUUUCUUUCAUUCUUCUCUCUCUUUGGUUUCUCCAUGAAAGAAAGAGCCAGCAACAAAACCAUGUUCACAAGCUGACUCCUUCCCAGCUCUCUCUGUGAGCACGCGCGGGCGACGCUUUCCAAUUCGCCACGCGUCGCCCGCGCAUGCUCACGCGAGACGACUGCGGAGGAGUCAGGUUCACGAGAAUAUAAAUUGUUUGGGCAGUUUGGAAAAAGUCGCAAUGAAAAACAAAAAAAAUUGCAGCCAAUUACAAUCAAGCAAUUACUUUAUUAAAAACAUUUUACUAAAUAAAAUACCUCGAGUUUUCUGCCAGUGUACAGUACAGUUCUAAAACCAUUUACUUCACUUGAAAAUAUGUAAACAAAAACGUAACAAAGUCAAAAGCGUUUAAAUGUUUCACGCUACGUUGCAACACGAAUUAAUUGCGGCUGAGAAAAGCUGUCAAAAUAUUAAACAAAACUACAGAAGAGUACAAUCAGUAGAGCAUGUUUGCAGUUAAUGGCUACAAGAUUACUGUAUAUAUUAUAAAACAAUUGAACCAUUCUCUCUCGUCGCUGUCAACUAUAGAGAACGACAUUGUCGCAUUGACGGCUCAGCUAUUAAUACUAUAGAACAGAGGUUGUUCCGAAUAAAGUGUACAUAAUAAUAACUUGCAAAUUACAAAAACUGUAUAUUUCGAAUGAAAUCUGAUUCAUCUUCAGCAGUGUUUUGCAAGAUAUGCAAAAUAUCUUGAUAUCUUGCAAAACAAUGCUGAAGUUGAAUCAGAUUUGAAUUGCUUGCAAAUUGCAAUGCGUUUCCCAAGUUGUCAACAAAUAUGGAACAAGCUUGUUAAUAACUUGUAACGAUCUUGUUCAUAUUAUCAGGCUUGUUGCAAGGAUAUUUCAACAAAUCCUAUAGUGGAGUCAUGAUAUAACAAUAUUGUUAAAAUCUUGUAUCAUCAACCUUGUAACAUUGUUGUUGUAUCAUGACUGUAUCAAUCGACACAACAACUAUGAAUUAUUAAAGUCUAUAAUUGGGUGUCUUUAGGUCUUUCAAAUGUGGACUGGAAGCUUGCAUUUGAUGACGCAGGAACUCAUACAUGUACUGGGAACACAUUCCUGGCGGGUUUUAAAAGGAGUGAUGGUGACCAGCUUAAUAAUAUUGAAGAAGCAGUAUGUGGCGCACUUCAGUUUGAAUACAGUGAGUCGUCCAUCACUUGUACCAAUGCAGAUUGGUGGAACACAUUCGCGAAGUAAGUUCAUCUCUUGUGUAUCUUUUAAAAUUGAACAAACAACAAUCACCUAAGAUUCAAUUAUUCAUUCGUAGGAUUCAAAAGUAUAAUUCAGUGAUCCACUGAUUAAAUCUUAUGUUCAAGGAUUGCAUCGUAGAAUUCCAUUCAAUUUUAGAUUCUACGAUUUAGUCUUUGCACUUAAUGAUUGCAAUAUUAAGAUCCAAUAAAUUAAUCCUAUAAUCCAAUGAUUCAUUAUUAAGAUUUAAGAAUUCAUUCUUCUUACGAUUCAAUAAUUAUAAUCUUAGGAUUUUAUAUUUAAGAUUUAAUUUUAUGAUUCAAUUAUUAAUUGCUAUGAUUUAAUGAGUCAAUCUAAAGAUUCAAUCUUACAGUUUAAUCAUUAAAUCUUAACAUUCAAUGGUAACGUUUUCAAUGAUUUAUUCUUGUUUGUAUGCCGAAAACAAAAGUUUGUUGAAAUAUUUUAGACAUUCUUGGAGCCUCUGUCCAAAUGGCUACCUUUUGCGAGGUUUUAUGCGGCAAAGCGGCUCACAAGAUCUCGGUUAUAUCGAAGAAGGAGUAUGUUGUAAGCCACCUGGAUCCCCUGUUAACUGGGCCAACUGUUACCACGAAGACAUAUCGGUGAGUUUUGAUGAACCGUGGGCCACAGCAAGCUGUCAACAGCCAUUGCAUUUCAUCCAAGCAAUAAAAACAUCAGAAGGCGAGAGACUCAUAAAUAUAGAAGAACUAUAUUGCUGCAAGAUGGCGUCUAUGAAUUAA